GCUUCAUUUCAACUUGAAUCACUCCAUCCGUCUCCUCUACCGCCCUUUUCCUUCAUCGCACCUGCGUGGCUCUUCACUUCCCUUCUCGCCAUAGACAACUUGCACUUUUCUUUCCAACAGACUCAUUUGUUGUUCGUUUGCUUCUCACAUUCCUUUGCUCGUAGAGCUCCGUAUUGCAUCAUUCCUCGCUGCGCGAGGCUUGGAAUGUCAGCCUAAUUUCCUGUCCCGACGAACCAUUCGUUGAGUACGCGAUACGCCUGGUACGCCACCCUGCUUGCAACACCAAUGGUAUGCCUUGCCCUGUCCGAACCAGACUGUCGGCGAGAGAGAUCCAUGACAACAUAAUUCCUGAGUCCGAGUGCGAGUGCGACGAUGGAAGACGCUCAUGCGCAUCCUCUCUCCCCUGUCAACACCAUCCAUACGCGUUCGAGAUCGAGCACCACCCUGACCCUGCGAGACCAUCCUUCCUCUGAUACCACGCCUAAAUCAGUUCCCCAUACACGUCAGCAGAGAAUUUUACAAACCCGCAAUGCUCGAUUUCCCGCCCAGAGGCUUUCUGUUAAUGGCAUCACUGUUCCGUUUCCACAUUUGAUUCGAUCUGUCGAGAACGACACCUAUUUUUCUGCUCCCCGGUUGACAAAGCGUGAAGAGAAUGGCCUUGAUCCAGAAAAAUCCUCCGACUUGACCAGCACCUCUCCCCGGUCUAGUAUAUUGAACGAAAUCACAAAUUCGGGAGCAUAUCGUGUCCGAGGUGUGCAUAGAAGAGCACCUAUACCAGUUUUCCAGGACUCUACAGAAAAUCCCUGCUCCACCACGGCAGGUCCGAACUCGCCUUCAGUCUACCACGACGCUGCCAGCGAUAUUCAGUCGCUUUCUGGUGUUGAUUCUUUCCGAGGCUCGACCACCAUGGGGCUCCGGGAAGUUUCCAUAAACCUCCAUCGACCAUCGCCCAACAAAGACUCGCCAUAUAACCGUUCCAUGCGGAGUAGUUCUCGUCGCGUACCGUCCCAUAGCAAAGCUCGAUUCAAUUCAGAAGAGUACAUUGAACAUAUCGAAAAUGAACUCCAGCUGGUCAAAGAUGCCAUGUACUCCCCGACAACUAACAUGCCAUGGAAGGAGAAGCUGAGAAAGGCCAAGGAAGAGAACGAGAGGCUGAAGAAGGAAAUCGAAAUCAUGAGGUCGUCCUUUGAAUUCGAAUUGCAACAGACUGUUGAAAGGUCGACGGAAACGGAACAGAGGUUGAAGCGGAGGAUUAAGGAUCUGGAGGAUGAAAUGGAACACAAGCAAACCGUGAUCCAGGACUUGGAGUAUGACCGCGAGGAAAAAAGCAUGGCCCAAGGUACCCUGGAAGUCCUCAAGGCAAGGAUUGAAAAGCUCGAAGAAGAAAAGUCCAGCCUCGAGAACACGAACCGCGACAUGACGAAGCGUAACGAGGUCUUGACCCAGCUACUGGCCCUUUCUCCCACCAAGACUCACCAUAACUUCGAGCUUCCGACUCCUAGAAGACGAAGUGCGCGACCCAUGUCUAUGAUCAUCCCUAAGUUGCCGUCCUCGCCUGGUGGACAAACACCGUUAAGCCGGCCUCAAUCGGUCCUGAUAUCACCUGCGCUUCCAGCUUCCGAUUACUUCCCUGCAAGCGUUGCCUCAUCACCUCUGGCAUCAACUUCAGGAGGCAUUGCCCAUUCACCGUCAGCUUCUGAGGACGCCCACUCGAUCGACUCGGGGUUGGGAGAAUCUGCUUCGCACUUUACGGAAAGCGCUUACUCCCGACGGUCGACACUGGCCUCCUGCAUCUCGAAUAGUCCACAGACGGCUUCAACCGGGCAUCGUCAGCCAGAGGCAAGACCGCCGCUCAUGAGACAGCCUUCUAAAAGGCGACCUAGGAAGUUUAUGCCAGGAUCAACCCAGUUGAAGCCACUACUUUUGCCAACCUUUACUUCUGAAAAUGGCAAUCUUCCUUCUACAUCACCCCUUACGUCACCGAAUCGGAACUCUGUUGUUCUUGACGGUGGUCUAUCUACGAUGCAACAGUGGGGUUCUCCUCCGGUGCUGCAGAGACGGACGGAAGACUUGAUUGAAAAGGAGGCAUUGCAUUCAUCUCAUGAUGUCGCCGCGCAGACGAAUCAUGCUUUCCAAAGUCUAGAGGAGGUUUUCGCAAAAGAAGAGGGGUUACACUACCCUGGAAGCGCUGCAGAGGAAUCAUAUGAGUCACCGGAUCAGCGACGUUGUCUACAAUCGCCUAGUCGUAUUCAAGAUAUCCAAGCCAGCACGUCUCCAUAUGUCCAGCAUGAGGAAGAUGAUGCAUAUGCGUCAGUCGGCCCUUGGGGCCUCGGGAUUGACUAUGAAAUGCCUACGGAUGUCGACCUUGCGCGCGCUACGGACGUUGAACAGACGAAUCACAGCGAUUUGUCCAGUGGCCAUGAACGGAACCCAGGAUUCGGAACGGGUCAAACUCCUGAGCAGCUCGUCAGAAGCCUCGAAACUCUCGACGAACAAGUUGAAAUUCCACGGCCACUGUUUUUCAAGGAUGUCAUCUCACGGGAAGGCGAUGUUCAGUCAUCACCAUGUACACAGUUUGAACGAUCUCCAUGGGUUCCACGAAAACGUCGAAAACCUGGCUCAGCUUUCGACGCAUCACUGCCUGAGGACGACCUCGACCCUGGUGGUUCGCCGUUGAAGCAGAGCGCGAGUCCUUCGUCGCCUGAGUCAAGUUCGGGCCCUGCGCAGCGAGCAGUUGCCGCCUCAGCCGAACCCUCGACCCGUUCUUUUGCUCCUAGGAGGCAACGUUCUAACAGAGGCCGCAGCCCCCUGGAGAUUCUUCAGCAACGCAAUGUUGGUCCACGUCCACUUGCUGCCAUCACCAUUCAGACAGUUUAUGCCACAUUAUCGCGCUACACUUCAUAUAUCCAAAGCUUCAAGCGGGAUCCACUUGCUCUGGCACGACGGGUCAUAGCCAACGCGUGGCGCUCGAAUUGGGCUGUGUUUGGGAAGUUGAGUUGGUGGGUGAUAGGUUUGUUCAUCGGCUACCGACGUCCCCGACUUGGCCAACGUACGUGGGACUGGGACAACUAUGAUGGUGAAAGCAUUGCCGAUCGCUGUUGUGGCUCUGAUGAAAAUCGAGUGCCUGUGGACGUGAAUUCUGCUUCCAUGGAAAGCGGGAGCGUAGAGCGAGCAGUUGACAAUGUUGGCGUCGCGACGAGUGCCGGUACAACCUCAACAGAUGGAAAAUCAUCGCCACCCAAAGAACCCAAGCCAGGCUGGGGCAAGUCCCUGUUUCUCUGGGGCAAGUUCAGCGUGGCAAUCAUGCUUGCAGUGGGAGGUGCCAUCGUGAAAGGACCAGCCGAAAUGCUCCGCGAAACUGAAGAGAGAAGAAGAUCACGGAGCAACAGCCUCACCGGAAUCAACGUCAGAGAACAAAGCGGCGAGUCCGGCACAACCGGUCAUACUGGUCGAGCCCCCGAUCGUUUUUACAGACACCAGCAAGGAGCUUGGCCGGCAACAACUCCAGACCGUGAAGACAUCAAAGGAAUGGCAACGAUCCGCAAAGUUCGAAGCUUCAGUUCUCCAACGCCUCCAUCAUGGCAGCAUCAGGUUGAGGUUGAGAUUCCACUGCACGACCAGUCCUGUCAAGAUCUUUCAGAAAAUGAGCAAUCCAAGUUGGGCUCUCAUGGGAUAUCCACGGACGACGAUGAUGCUCCUGGAGCUGCCAACGACACCCUGAAACCCGUUAGAACCGAGCGAAAGGCGAUUGGAUCAUUAUUCGAGCUGCCAGGUGACGAAUGCCUCCAGAAUCCUGUAACGGCAGACUCACCAGACACAGGCAAUGCUGCUUCGACGAGCGGUGGAAGAGGAACUUCUAUCGAACACUUGUUGGAGAACGGCUGAUACUCAAUUCAGUCAUGACAACACGACAACAAUAACACACGUUGGGGGUAUUGCAGUCGCUCUAUUUGAAUGUGAAUCCGGCUGGUGCAGACGGCCGCAGAGGAGAGGAAUUGUAUGAAUUACGAGGUUACGAAAUGAUACCAUCGCAGCGCAAUGCAACGGGUUUCCAUCUUGUCCUUAUGACAAGAAUGGAGGAAAUUGAGGAAAGGAGUGGAGGAGCAACAGCUUGCUAUGGCGCAUGUUGUCCAUUGGCACGGCCAUUCAGUAUUGGGUACUCAAGUACUAGUAAUGUUCAAUACAGAUGAAGAUAUCCACCGAAUCCGGAACUUGAGGAUGAGCAAAACCCAUGCAUACGCACAGGCAGCCGAAUUACGAGUUGGCAGACUGUUCGGAGAGGGUAAAUUGCCGUCGAAGCUUUUACUGUCUAGAGAACAGGAAAGAUAGGUAAUAAUCGUAAUUAAUAAUUACCUCCUCCUAGUUAGUAGGACGAUGGAAAAGAGUCCCGGUCAAUUUUCUUCGCCUGAUCAAUGUAUUAUUAGUUGCGAUUGCAUUGUCUUGCCUUGCCAUGCCAUGCAGCGUGAUGUUUUUGCGCUGAAGGAACAAUUCGUGUCUUGUCUGUCCGUCUGUACAUACCAGUACAGUGCAAAUCUUCGACUGUACAGUAUGUGUUUGCGGCAGCUGAACCGUCCGAAAGACCGUCUGAAAUUCC
Exophiala dermatitidis NIH/UT8656 is the source of this 4594-nucleotide messenger RNA. RefSeq lists its product as uncharacterized. Bases 373 to 3885 code for a protein of 1170 amino acids. NCBI's taxonomy places the organism in Eukaryota, Fungi, Ascomycota, Eurotiomycetes, Chaetothyriales, Herpotrichiellaceae. The record is from RefSeq and is a predicted model, not a curated record. The transcript has a single exon.